This is a messenger RNA of Pteropus alecto (black flying fox), 1233 nucleotides long. RefSeq names its product AT-rich interaction domain 3C (gene ARID3C). The record is from RefSeq and is a predicted model, not a curated record. The transcript has 7 exons. NCBI's taxonomy places the organism in Eukaryota, Metazoa, Chordata, Mammalia, Chiroptera, Pteropodidae. Bases 1 to 1233 code for a protein of 410 amino acids. Gene Ontology annotation, cellular component: nucleus. Gene Ontology annotation, molecular function: DNA binding. Gene Ontology annotation, biological process: regulation of transcription by RNA polymerase II.
AUGGAGGCCUUGCAGAGGCAGCAGGCUGCCCGACUGGCCCAGGGAGUGGGGCCAUUGGCCCCUCCACGCCCACCGCUACAACGGCACCCCCUGCCUGGCACCCGGAUUCUGCAGGCCCCUGAGGGGGCCUUGAGGGAGGUUGGGGCUGAGGAAGAGGAGGAUGCCCAGGAGGAUGAGGAGGAGGAGGAAGCCCAGGCAGAGGAGGAGACAGCCGAGCAGAGCGAUCCAGGGACCCUGGGCCCCAGCUCACCUUCCAGACAGCCCCCUGGACCUCACUCCCAUGAGUGGACCUACGAGGAACAGUUCAAGCAGCUGUACGAGCUCGAUGCAGACCCCAAGAGGAAGGAAUUUCUGGAUGACCUGUUUAGCUUCAUGCAGAAGAGGGGAACGCCAGUGAACCGCGUGCCCAUCAUGGCGAAGCAGGUGCUGGACCUGUACGCGCUGUUUCGCCUGGUGACGGCCAAGGGUGGCCUGGUGGAAGUCAUCAACCGGAAGGUGUGGCGCGAGGUCACACGCGGCCUCAGCCUGCCCACCACCAUCACGUCGGCCGCCUUCACUCUACGCACCCAAUACAUGAAGUACCUGUACCCAUACGAGUGCGAGACGCGGGCGCUCAGCUCCCCAGGGGAGCUCCAGGCCGCCAUCGACAGUAACCGGCGCGAGGGCCGUCGACAAGCUUACACAACCGCCCCGCUCUUUGGCAUGGCGGGGCCGCCCCCUCGGGGCACUCCAGGUCCAGCCUCGGGUCCUGGCCCCGCCCCGUCCGCGCCCACUCCGGGUCCUCGUCCCGCCCAGGGCUCCGCCUCCGGCCUGCCAGCCCACGCCUGCGCUCAGCUGAGCCCGAGCCCCAUUAAGAAAGAGGAGAGUGGAAUUCCAACCCCUCAACUGGCACUGCCUGUGGGUCUGGCCUUGGCACCUGCACGAGAGAAGCUGGCACCAGAGGAGCCUCCAGAGAAGAGGGCUGUGCUGAUGGGGCCUAUGGACCCACCUCGACCUGUGGUACCCCCUGGUUUCCUGCCCCGUGACAAGGUUCCCCUAAGGGACGAGCGUCUGGAUGGGCCUCUCAAUCUGGCAGCCAGUGGUAUCAGCAGUAUCAACAUGGCCCUAGAGAUCAACGGGGUGGUCUACACUGGCAUCCUCUUUGCCCGCCGCCAGCCUAUGCCAGCUUCCCAGGGCCCAGCCAACCCUGCACCCCCACCUCCUACAGGGCCCCCUUCCAAUACCUUACCCUGA